Molecule: messenger RNA, 2721 nt
Organism: Thalassophryne amazonica
Lineage: Eukaryota; Metazoa; Chordata; Actinopteri; Batrachoidiformes; Batrachoididae
Product: zinc finger BED domain-containing protein 4-like
Molecular function (GO): protein dimerization activity; DNA binding
Source: RefSeq, a predicted model, not a curated record
AUGGAGCCCGGUCAAGCACAGCCCAAAAAGGCAAUGUGGACCUUCCAUCUCCACCCUGUUGGCUCCCCACCCACAGGGGGAACCACUGGUGUCGGAUGUGCUGUCCCACAGGUGGCAGUGAAAGUCGAGGGCCUUGGUGGACCACCCAGGCGGCAGAGGCUAGCUCUGGGGAUGGCACAAAGCAGAAAAAGCAAGGAGUGGGACUACUACACUGAGGACACUUGCGGUAAUGUUGUGUGUAAUAUUUGCACAGCUGAAGUAAGCCAAGGAUCAAGUAAGCUAAAAUUAAAAAACACCACAAAUCUUUGGUGCCACCUUAAAAGUAAACAUAAAAAUGCUUAUGAGAAAGCACAAGAAAAAGCAGCACAACACGUGCCAAGGAGCACUCAGCCUACACUCUCACAAGUGUUGGAUAAAACAACAAAGUGGUCCACAAAUGAUCCACGAUCAAAAGAAAUGGACAAAGUUAUAAUGGAGAUGAUUGCUUCUGAUGUCAUGCCCUAUGCGGUUGUGGAGGGUGAAGGGUUUAAAAGACUACUGGCCAAGGCAGAACCCCGAUAUACUCCAAAAAGUGAAAAGUAUUUCUGUAUACAGCUGAUGCAGGAAAUACACUCAAAAGUUGCGAGAAGGGUAAAGGAACUUCUCUCUGUGGAAAAUGCUGGAAAUAGCAUUGCCUUUACCACAGACUAUUGGUCUGGAUCAACUGAGUCUCUCAUGAGCUUAACUGCCCACUUCAUUGACAAACACUGGGAGAGAGUCCAAAUUGUGUUGAAUGUAAAAGCCAUGUUUGGGUCCCACACAGGGCAAUGCAUCAGCGAGACUUUCUUGACUUUACUAAAAGAAUGGGACAUUGAUGCACAGCGUGUUCAUCUGGUGCUGAGGGACAGUGGUGCAAACAUGGUCAAAGGAUUAAAACUUGCAGAGAUGCCUGGCCUGAGUUGUACUGCGCAUACCCUUCAAGUGGUUAUCAAUGAUGACCUCGCUUCCCAGAGGAUGGUGGGGGACAUACUGGCCAAAUUGAAGAGAAUAGCCACACACUUUAACCACUCUGUUGUAGCACAGCAGCGACUGUCGGUCAUUCAGGAGGAGGUUGGUGUUCAUAAACAUUCAAUUCUCCAGGGAGUUCCUACCAGGUGGAAUUCAACCCUCCACAUGCUUGCCAGGAUGUUGGAGCAAAAGAGAGCUGUCACAACCUACUCUUGUGACCAUGGCCAUUUUCUAUGUCCAACUGCUGAACAGUGGGACGUGGCAGCCAACCUGGUUGACACAUUGACACCACUAGAAGAAAUAACGUGUGAAAUGAGUAAAGAAGAUUCCUCGGCCUCCUGCAUCAUACCAUGUGUAGCAGUGCUCCGCCGUCUGCUUGAGUCAGAAGAACCUAGCAGCAGAGGAAUCAAAACACUUAGGAAGACCAUGCAAGAGAGUUUGGAGAAAAGAUUCUCUCAUCUGCAAGACACAAAAGAGGUGGUGCUGGCGUGUCUCUUGGAUCCACGUUACAAGGAGUGGCCCUUCUCACCAGAGACACUGGCCAAAGCUAAAGCCUGGCUCAAGGAAGAGGUCGAAAGGAGAACCAAAAAAAAAAAAAAAAGGCUGGAAGAGGGUCAAAAUCCCAGUGUACUGGACAGCCUUUAUGACACCAUGCUUGCUUCAACAAAUGAAGAACAAGAACCUGAGGGGAUCCUUGAAGAGCUGGAGCGGUACUUGAGGGAGCCAAUGAUAGAAAGAAAAGGGAACCCCCUGGAGUGGUGGAACAGUAACAGUUACCGCUUCACUAGAAUGUCAGCCUUGGCCAGGAAGUAUCUCUGCUGUCCACCUUCUUCUGUGCCAAGUGAGAGGGUGUUUGGAGUCAUUGGCAACAUUUAUGAGGAGAGACGCAGCUCCCUCAAAGGAGAAAAUGCAGAGAAACUGUGCUUCCUAUACUACAACCUACCUCUGUUAAAUCCAUCGGUAAAGACAAGCGUGAGAAUUCCAGAUCGCACACCACGGCGCACUCAAAGUGUGGAUUUCCCCCUAAACUGUUCCUGGAUGAAUGAAUCUCAGCCAGCGAGGCGGGGCACGGGGCCCACAGACUGGCAUGUGCCCAGCUCUGUCCCUCAGUGGUUGGUGGGGCUGUAUUUUGGACUCAAUCAGCCUGGUCAGCCACCUGGUCCUGCUCUGGCUCAGCUCCAUUUACCUCAGUUGGAAGUGUACCCUCACUGCAGUACCCUGGCUCGUCUCUACCUCCUCCAGUGCUUGGAAUUCCGGACGGUGUUCGAUCACCCGAUGCGGGAGCAAGCGAACUCCCAGCGCUUAUCCAUCAGGCAGGAUGCCCGUAGCGUGGCGGCUUAUUCCAUCGAAUUCCGUAUUCUUGCUGUGGAGUCUGGCUGGAAUGCAGCUGCGCUUCGGAACGCGUUUGUAAAUGGCCUGUCUGAGACGCUUAAGGAUGAACUGGCGCCCGAUCUGAAUCGUCAGUUCAUUGUGGAGGUCAAUGCCUCCGACAUUGGGAUCGGGGCCGUCCUCUCCCAGUGGGCUGAGGGCGAUGGGCAGCUCCACCCUUGUGCCUUCUUUUCUCUGUGUCUGUCUCCCGAUGAGUGCAAUUAUGACGUGGGUAACCGGGAACUCCUGGCAGUGAAGGAAGCACUGGAGGAGUGGAAACACUGGUUAGAAGACCCAGCCCUAAGAACACCAAACCUGAUGCGCUCUCUCGGCAAUACACCCCCUCAACAGCAAAACCACCUCUGA